UCUCCAAAUCAAGAACAAACAAACAUUUGUUUUGUGCCAAUUGGCAGGAAAAGUCUGAAAAACAACGACCACAUUUUCCUCUUUGCUUUGGCUAUGGCUGCGUCGAGCGUGAGAGGGGUCAAUUUCGCUCUUCCUUCAUCCAAUUGCAAGCUCAUGACGAAGAACGGGAUUUCAAGCGCCAGUUUCAAGCGCAGCAAGAAUCCCAGGAGGAGAUGGAUGGUUGUGAGGGCCGAGGGCGAGCAAAUCCAGAACAAAGGCAUGACUCGCGAUGGCCCCGCGCAAGGAGGGAGAUGGCUGAGUUGCACCACUCGUCACGUCCGCCUCUACGCCGCCGCCAUCGAUCCCGUGACCUUCGCCAUGGAUCAGACGCAAAUAGAUAAGUUGACGCUCAUCUUGGAUCCCGACAGCGAGUUCCUCUGGCCGGACGAUAAGGUGGAGAAAGUCUACGAUCAUCUCCGCGAGCUCGUCGACACGUAUGAAGGAGCUCCUCUGGACGAGUACACACUUCGCUUGGUAGGAUCCGACAUCGAGCACUUCAUUCGUAAGUUGCUGCUGGCAGGAGAGAUCCAGUACAAUCUCGACUGCAGAGUGCUCAACUUCAGCAUGGGAAAGCCUCGUCUCAACUUGUACUCCCCGGAGCAGGAUCAGCAGCAGCAGGAUUCGUGAGAAACUCGUAGGGUAGGAGCAAUCGUAGCGCUGGUCAUAUGAAGAUCCAGUAGAGCUGGAGAGGCAUCAUGAAAGAAGCCGAGAGUGCGAAUCCAAACCAGCUGAUGUUCAAGCCAUCGAUGAGCUUGACGCAGCGUCCCGUCACCAGCACGUUGAAAGCGUUGUGGAUGAAAGUGCAAGUGAGGAUGUCGUUGACGUUGGGGAUGAGGCUGUAGACGGUAGCGCCGGCGGACAUGGCAGUGGCCAUGUUUUGAUAGUUGCUGUUGAGAAUGGGAGUGUUUGAUGCUGUGCAACUGGCCUGAACGUCGUCGACGCAUCUGUAGGGGCCGAAGUCCUGGAGGAAUGGAAAAGUUUACAUCAGGAUCUUA
This is a messenger RNA of Selaginella moellendorffii, 1034 nucleotides long. Its product is annotated as NAD(P)H-quinone oxidoreductase subunit M, chloroplastic. The transcript has 2 exons. The record is from RefSeq and is a predicted model, not a curated record. The coding region runs from base 94 to 666 and encodes 190 amino acids. Lineage: Eukaryota; Viridiplantae; Streptophyta; Lycopodiopsida; Selaginellales; Selaginellaceae. Gene Ontology annotation, molecular function: oxidoreductase activity, acting on NAD(P)H, quinone or similar compound as acceptor.